Messenger RNA from Pneumocystis jirovecii RU7, 864 nucleotides. RefSeq lists its product as uncharacterized. NCBI's taxonomy places the organism in Eukaryota, Fungi, Ascomycota, Pneumocystomycetes, Pneumocystales, Pneumocystaceae. The transcript is spliced from 9 exons. The coding region runs from base 1 to 864 and encodes 287 amino acids. The record is from RefSeq and is a predicted model, not a curated record.
AUGGGAAAACAUUUGAUUCGGAUCGGUUAUGUUCCAGAAUAUUUUUCUGCACCUAUACUUUUUGCUCAUAAUAAUGGAAUUUUUGCUAACUAUGGAAUCGAUGCUAAAUUCGUUGUAUGUUCAGGAGGUAGUGGCCAAGUUAUGCGGAAGCUUCAAAGUGGUGCACUUGAUAUUUCUAUAGGAUUGACUGAAGCACUUGUCGUUGGAUGUUCAAGUAGUAAGGGUUCAUGCAAAAUUGUAGGGACAUAUGUUAAAUCUCAUCUUUGUUGGUCGAUUAAUACAGGCAAACAAUCUUCUUAUCACACUGAAGAAGACUUGGAUGGAAGUGUUGUUGGUAUUUCUAAUAUAGGAAGUGGUUCUCAUAUUAUGUCAUAUAUUUUUGCGAAACAAGAGACAUCAAAAAUAGUUAAACCAUUUGUAUUUAAGGUGCUUAAUACGUUUCAAAAACUUAUUGAAGCUGCAAAUUCAGAUGAGAUUGCAGCAUUUAUAUGGGAGCAUUUUUCUUGUAAGAAAUAUUAUAAUAGCGGCGAAAUAAGGAAGAUUGGUGAACUAUCUACACAUUGGCCAUCUUACAUGAUUGCAGCGAAUGCACAUAUUUUUGAAAAACCUGUACUUGUCGAUUUUUUAAAUGCCAUUAAUGAUGGAAUUGCAUAUUUUUAUCAAAAUAAUGAUAAAGCAAUUAAAUACAUUGUUAAAAAUUUUCAUUAUUUAAAAGAGGAUGUUGUAGAAUGGCUUAAAACAGUAGAGUUUUCACAAAAUGUCCAUGAUGUACCAUUAGAUGUUAUCCAUCAAGUUGCUUCUGUCCUACAAAAAGCGGAUCUGAUUUCUUUCAAUAUAACUGAUGUUUCUUCUAUAUGUAUUUAA